Messenger RNA from Parasteatoda tepidariorum (common house spider), 955 nucleotides. The record is from RefSeq and is a predicted model, not a curated record. Lineage: Eukaryota; Metazoa; Arthropoda; Arachnida; Araneae; Theridiidae.
AAUAAAGGAGAAAAAAAAUGUAAAAAAUAACAUCAGAUGAAAGUAAAAGCUGUAAACACAGUGAUAAGUAUCAAUAUAUGUACUUAAAAUCCAUCAAUAACUUUAUUAGUUUCUUUUCUUCCUUGCACGCCAUGUUCGUAAAGAAGCAUUUUUUAAAAUUUAUCGAGUAAAUAAGUAAGUGCAGAAGCGUCACUAACGCAUUUUAACUGCUAUUUCCAUUUCGGAAGGGCUACUUAGAGGAAAUCGUUAAAGUCACUUCGAAUGGGUAAAUAGUAUUGUUAGACUUGUCACAAUCAAUAUGUGAAAGGCACGUCGGAAAUUGUGUUUGAGUUGCAGGAAAUGUUUUUAUGGAGCUCAAUGAAAUUAUUAAAUUCAGUGAUUGACUCUGUCAUCGGGUCUUUUAUUUUCUUAUUAAAAAGUAGGAUGCCAAUUUGUCAUUUUAGGUUGUUUUUAUAUUUGAAUUGUGUCUUUAUUGAAGUAUUUCUUAUAAAAUCUACUAAGAGCCAGUGUAGCUGUGAAGAGAAAGAAAACUACCUAAUCCUUCCAGGUUAUAAUAAAAAUAAUCACCCUAAUCAAGAUGAAGGUAAACCAACAACUGUCUAUUUUAGCCUUGAUAUUAUGGAUAUUGAUGAAAUAACCGAAGAACGAAUGGAGUACUCAAUGCAGUUCUAUAUAAACGAAUAUUGGAAAGAUCUUAGGUUGAACUAUUCUUCUAUGGAGGUAGGUUCCCACAUACCAAGAGAAUUACACAAUAAAAUAUGGAAGCCAGAUACCAUAUUUGAAGAUUCUAAAGGGGGAUGGAUCUAUCAACUUUCAGUUCCUAACGACGUGAUUCAAGUGCACAAAUAUGGUUAUUUACACCAUUAUGCAAGAUAUAAUAUGAAGUUAGCAUGUUCAAUGCUUUUGUACACUUUUCCAAUGGAUACGCAAUUGUGUUACAUGAAUAUUACUUCCU